Trametes versicolor FP-101664 SS1 is the source of this 1809-nucleotide messenger RNA. Its product is annotated as acetyl-CoA synthetase-like protein. Lineage: Eukaryota; Fungi; Basidiomycota; Agaricomycetes; Polyporales; Polyporaceae. The transcript is spliced from 15 exons. The coding region runs from base 1 to 1809 and encodes 602 amino acids. The record is from RefSeq and is a predicted model, not a curated record.
AUGCCACCGUACCCCGCGCAGCAUUGCGUUCCCCGCACGACUUUCAGUGCUCCCCCACUCGAGCACGGUCUCUCCGUCCCCGGCCUGUAUGAGUACCACGCCCAGCAUAGCCAUGACCACCCCGUGUUCACCUACGCCGACCGCGACACUGGUGAAUCGCACGACAUCCCCUUCUCAGAAGCUUGGGACAGGAUCGGCGCCGUCGCAGAUGUUGUCUCAAAGCGGCUCUUCAAGCCGCAGCUCCACGGCGAAUUUUCCGGACGCGUGCGUCCUGUCGUCGGCAUCCUCGCAUUAUCCGACGCGCUCAGCUACAUAUACCUAAUAGUCGCGCUGAUGAGCCUUGACUACACCGUCUUCCCGCUCGCUCCGGCCAAUGACCCGGAAGCGAUUGCGCAUCUGCUAGAAACGAAGGCCGUGGCGCAGCUGUUUGUCAGCGACGAUGUGGAACUACAGGCUAUGGCGCACAGCGCGGCGGACAUCCUGCGGGCGAAGGGUAUCACGCUCGAGCUGAUUCCAAUGAUCGUUCCUGAGGAUUACGCGUCGUUCAAGCUCACUAGGGAGCGUCGCACUAGACAGGUCGAACGUUUUGCGAACGACGAUGUCGUUCUCAUAAUGCAUUCCACUGGUAGCACGGGGCUCCCGAAACCGAUUCCUUUGACGGGGAAAGCGCUUGCGAACGCGUGUAACACGCCCAAGUUCGGAGAUGUCGAUUUGGUAGGGAAACGUAUCGCGGCGCAUACGAACUCCCUGUACCAUACCACUGGGAUCCUGUCGAUGAUCUGGCCCCUGACGUGCGGCGCGACAUUCGCUUUUUACGCCCCCGCACGCCCUCUCACCGUCCCCACUGCCGCGAACUUCCUCGCUGCGUGGAAAGCAUGCAAAUGCGAGAUCGUAAUCUCUAUGCCCGCUUUCAUUGAAGGAUUGGCGUGUGAACAGGGAAACAUUCGAGCCAUGCAGGAGCUCGACUACCUCGUCUACACUGGGGCUCCAUUAGCCACGAGUGUCGGCGACAAGCUCGAAUCAGAUGGAGUCCUGCUCGUGUCCGUCUGGGGAAGCACUGAGGUGGGCGUGGCGAGCAAGUUUCUUCCGCAGGAGCCCGACUCCUCACGCGACUGGGAAUACUUCGAGUUCUCGCCUCACCUUAGCUUCUACAUGAAACCGCAAGAGGGCAGGAAGCGCGUGUUUGAGCCCAUUAAGAUCGCGGCAGACGCAUCCGAUCGCCCGAAUCUGACCAACACGGAGGUAGACGGCCGGCCGGCGUGGGCUAGGGGCGACCUAUUAGAACAGCAUGCAACAAAGGCGACACUGGAGGGUCCUGGGCCGACAGGACGACCAGAUCGUGUUCUCUACUGGGCGGAUGCUCAACCCGGUACCAAAGGCAUGCUCAUGCAAGAUCCGAACAUCCGCUCGGCGGUUCUGUUCGGACACCAACGCAUGGGGUCUGGCCUGCUUGUCGAGCCCCCUUCAGGACUCUACCAUGAGCAGCGAGGCGAAGCGUACAAGGACUUGAUAUGGCCCUCAGUUGAGAAAGCGAACGCGCACUUGCAGCAGCAUGCACAGAUCUCGCGCAAUAUGAUCCUCGUCGCAUCUUCGGAGAAGCCGUUCGAGCGCACGCUCAAGGGGACGACCCGGCGUGGAGUAUGCCUCAAGCUGUACGCGAAGGAGAUCGAAGACAUGUACUCCUUCGAUGGAACGUCACUGGCUAUGCGAGAGUUCGGGAGCGCAUGUAACACUGCCUGCUCUAUAGUAGUACUGAAGGUGAAGACUCCCCAGAAUGUGCGGACAGCGGUCAUUGACAACUCUGCGUAG